UGUCACAAUUUGGAUUACAGUUUGCAUUUGCCAUUCCGAAAGUAAACACUAUGGACGUUUCCGUUGCCAUAGUUACCGUUGGCACGUCUUCAUUUACGGUGACCCUGUAUACUUCUGUUCCUGGUUCUACAGAUAAAUCAAGUAUCGAAACAUUCUCAGUCAGCGCUGAUGUCUCUGUUGACUACAUGCUGGACAAAGGGUUACUGUCAGAGUCAGGCAGACAUCAUUGUUUGUUACUUGAGGCGGAACUCGAGUUUGCAGUGUUCGUUCAUUUGUCAGAGGCGGAGAACUCCACCGCUAGCCUGAUGCUGUUACCUAUAAAGACAUGGGGAAGGCGCUAUUACCUGGCCACAUUAUCUACAAGGGCGUUUGCUGUCAUUGUUGCCGAGGAGGAGACGAUCGUCAAAUUAAGGUUCAAGAUGGAGCCCCCUAGUGCCGUGACCCUGACACUGAACGGCGCCUACUACACAGACAGAAGCACGUUAAAGUUACUGUUACAAAUGUACGAAGCGUUCACGGUAUCUCGCUGUGAUUCUCAAUACAAGAGUGAAAUACUCUCUUUGACUGGCAGUGUGGUCGAGAGUCUCAAGCCAGUAGGGGUCAUCUCUGGGAGUUGCUCGUCCUACAUGAGGAUCAGCUCCAGGUACGUCCAGCACUACAUGCCCAAAGAAGUAGAGAUCUGCACAUCUUAUAGCUCGCCGAUAACACACGAUAUAGCCGCUGAUAUGCCUCUACCACAGUAUAUGUUUGGACAGAGGUAUGACACACCGGCCAUCUUGGGGAGAGCGUCCCACGAGAUGUUCUUUUUUGUGGCCACUAGUUCUGGAACGAACAUCUUUUUGCCCAUGAACCAUCAGUCUGUGAAAGAAUACAAGCUGAAAUACCCAGAGGAUGUCCGAGUUGCGCCGUUAAAUUUCAGCCAGUACGAAAGAGGCCCCCGUCGGGUAGUUGCAACGAAAACCUUUUCCGCCGCCCUGGUCCUGACGUCCACGUGUGGGGGCGCCGUAGAGCAAGGCGGCCCAUCGAUCGUAUCCAUCUUACACGCAGACAUCUUCCAUAAGGUCUACGUCUGGCGGUUACCUCCCUUCGCAAACAUGGACCAUUACGUAAUAAUAAUAUGCGAGAGGUCAACGGUCAUUACUAUAAACGGGAAGGAUCCAAAUUUUAGUAUACAAGACAUUUUUAGCACAGAGUACUCCCCAUACGUGCAAAAAGAGGUCAUGUUGACUGAUGCCCAUGUGGUCGUCUCGUCUGACAGUGUGUUUGGCUGUUACUUUUACGGCCUUGGUCAAAGCUCGUACGUGACCAUCGGAGGCCUGGAGUAUCGCGAUGAACGGAAGCUGGAAUGUGUCCAUACUAAAGCCAAAGCCAACGACAAGGUAGAUAAUGACUGCGAUGGUUCCGUGGACGAGGAGAGCGUGAACGGCAAAGAUGAUGACAAAGACAACAUGUGCGAUGAAGAUUUUGCCUCAGAAGAAGGUGAUGCGGUGUCUUACAAUUGGGGUCCAAGGUGUCUUUUGAACUGUUCCGGAUGCGUUGAUGGCUGUUCCUCCAUCGACGGCCUUUGCGACCAGUGCAAGACAGGUUACGAGACAGAGUUUACAGGUUGUGAUAAAUUUGUGUGUGAGCCUUAUAGAUAUGGACUGAGAUGUGAAGGGGACUGCAUUGAGAAAUGUGGAGAAGAUUGUGAGAACCAUCGCAUUGGCACGUGUCCAGAGCACGCCGAAGAAGAAAGAUCGCUCUGGGCUCGUGUCUGGGACAUCCUCUACAUAAGUCUAAUCAUACUGGCCGCUUUGCUCGUAUUGAUACUUUUACUUCUACUCCUGAGUAAACUGUCACGUCAUUGUGAGAAAACAGUAGCCCCAAUAAAAUCCCUAUUCCACAAAAAGUCCCAGGUCAGGUAUCCUAACCCCUCAAUAUACAUCGAUGGCAGAUCUCAAGCCGUAGGGAAUGAAGGAAAGUCGCCGAGUUUGUCUGGUCAAGGGUCAAGUAGCUCCAGCUCCUCCAGCUCAGACAAUGUUGAAGAAGUCGGCUUUGGUGUGGACAUUGACGUCACCAAGAAAAAGCUCAGUCUCACCUUUAUGAAAGCUCUUGAAAAACCAAAGUGAAAAUGAAGAUAGAGCGUCACGCAUUUGUCUGUAAAAAGAACGAUAAUUGAGCUCUAUUAUUAGCACAGCCUUCCACCUUAUUUAUAUCCUAAAUGUUAUUUUGUAUUGCAACUUAAUUAUAAAUAAGGUCAUAUACAAUAUACAGGACCCUGAAUAAGAGUGCUUUUUUAAAAAUCACUUUCUGACCUUGAGAACCAUAGCGCAAAUGAUUUAAAGCUUAUUACAAUCUAUGUUUGGGGUCCUGGGUUUAAAUCUCAGUGAAGACUGGGAUUUUUAAUUUCAGGAUUCUUAGAGUCCACCCAACUCUAUGGGUUACCUAACUUUAGUUGGGGAUAGUAAAGGCGGUUGGUCGUUGUGCUGGUCACAUGACACCCUGCUCGUUAACUAAAGGCCAAAGAAACAGAUGACCUUAACAUCGUCUGCCCUAGAGAUUACAAGCUCUGAAAGUUCGAAAAGAUCCCGAAAGUAAACAUCCCAGUCUUCACCAGGACCUGAACCCAGAACCCCCGGUUUGGACGCCAAGCGGUUUACCCGCUCAGCCAUCGCGCCUCCAGAUUUGAUUGUAGUUUGUAUUAUUAUUGUAAGCU
Biomphalaria glabrata is the source of this 2695-nucleotide messenger RNA. RefSeq lists its product as uncharacterized. The record is from RefSeq and is a predicted model, not a curated record. Bases 51 to 2108 code for a protein of 685 amino acids. The transcript has 16 exons. NCBI's taxonomy places the organism in Eukaryota, Metazoa, Mollusca, Gastropoda, Planorbidae.